GUAUUUGGCCAAUUGGAGUUUGAUAAUGAGGAACUGAUGGUGUCGAUAAAGGAUAAUUCCGGGAGCAGACUGAAGAAAGCCAUACACGUGUUCUUCACCUUCAUACUCCCCACCAUCUUUACCAGUGUCUGUUACGUCCACAUGUACAUUAAGGUGCGCCAUUCAAGAGAGGCGAGGCUGGGCCGACGUCGAUGCAAGAGUGUUACUGAGAUUGCUGAAGACAAUGUCCUUCGCCAGUGGGACGAUCAUGUCACCCGCACCAUCUUCGUCAUCUUUGUCGUGCUGUUAUCCUGUAGUUUGCCGCACAUAAUCAUCCACAUCUAUCACCUCCACAACAAGUUUCCUAGCGUCUGGGUCCUCCUUCACUUAAUCUUCUGGCUCCAGUUCUGCGUCGACCCCAUAGUGUAUGUGACCAUGAGCCAACAGUACCGCAACGCCACCCUUCAAUUCCUCUCUAACUUCUGUUCUUAUUUCGCCGUCUUUCAGGUCUCUGACUCGGAGGUGAAAUCUGAACCCAAAAGUGAUCUGAACAAUGAUCACGCCUUGCAGAUUCAGGCGACCUCUAAGAGGGCCAUGACACCUCUCCCGAAAGUUAAAUUCUCAACUGAAUUACAUGUAUAAAG
Homarus americanus (American lobster) is the source of this 623-nucleotide messenger RNA. RefSeq lists its product as uncharacterized. Gene Ontology annotation, biological process: neuropeptide signaling pathway. Gene Ontology annotation, cellular component: membrane. Gene Ontology annotation, molecular function: G protein-coupled peptide receptor activity. NCBI's taxonomy places the organism in Eukaryota, Metazoa, Arthropoda, Malacostraca, Decapoda, Nephropidae. The transcript is spliced from 2 exons. The annotation marks the transcript as partial. The record is from RefSeq and is a predicted model, not a curated record.